AUGUCCCAGAUGGAGGAUGAUCAGCAUCCCAAAGAAUUGUCCCAGGUGGAUAACACCCCACGACCUCCCGCAGCAUCGCCCAUAGUGGUAGCACCGACGUCUGCCAGUGAGAAUGCUGGUCAGAAACGGAAAAUUGCUGACUUAGAAGAGAACCUCACGUCGGGGCAUACAUUGAAAAGACAAAUGAUUACCUUACUCGAUAACAUUGAGGACUUAGUAGGCAAGAAUGGUUGCGAUAAGGAUGACGACGACGUUCAUGUAACUCUCGUCUUCAGCCAGGAUCGUUUGCGAAUCGGAUAUGUGGCCCUCAAAACGUCUUCAGAUAGUGAUAGUAUGGAGCACGACAAUCACUUGUGUAUGUCAAAAAGGCUUAAACAGAGGGUCUACGAUCUUCGAGGAGAUGUCAAUGGCGAUCAGACUAUCGCUAACACUCUCAUGACGCAAGCCCAAUUGCGAGACUCCCAGAGACGAAUCGACACCCUUCACACGGAACUUUUUGAUUUGCGAGGCAGGUUGUAUGACGCUCAAGUCGAACAUGCCCGCGACCUGGCAGAAAUACAGCGCGAGAUGUUGCAGAUGAGGGAAUCUAGUGGUCGAAACCAUAAGAAGCUGCCUUCCUCACCUCCCAAAAGGAAGUCAAUGGUUCACGAAUAUUACCCAGAUGGUGGACAAUCGAUUAGGUGGCUUACAGACGAGGAGUUCGAACCGUAUGAUGAACUGUCUACGGAAGAAGGCUCACGUGUUGCAAAGGUUGUUGGUGGGCCGUCGUCAUGCGGAUUGGCAGCCAGACGACGCAUGUCUUUAUCUCGCCGUUGGGCUUUGCGUCAUUUUCAAAAAGUCAAGGACGCCCGUGCCAACGCUGAUGACUCAGAAGAGUCUGUCAGCACUAUGUACCACCGUGCAAAUGGCACUCCAGAGAUCUGA
Suillus fuscotomentosus is the source of this 924-nucleotide messenger RNA. RefSeq lists its product as uncharacterized. The transcript has 4 exons. NCBI's taxonomy places the organism in Eukaryota, Fungi, Basidiomycota, Agaricomycetes, Boletales, Suillaceae. The record is from RefSeq and is a predicted model, not a curated record. Bases 1 to 924 code for a protein of 307 amino acids.